Rubroshorea leprosula is the source of this 595-nucleotide messenger RNA. The record is from the annotation of a GenBank genome assembly. Lineage: Eukaryota; Viridiplantae; Streptophyta; Magnoliopsida; Malvales; Dipterocarpaceae.
CAAGGACUACCAAAUUUUCAUUUUUUCUCUGACCAUAAAAAGGGGAUCCAAAGGAAACAAAGUCGGCCUCAUUAAUUUGGAAAAAUAAUUAAGCCUCAAAAAUGGUCCUUGGGCUAAGAAUUCCACGGCCUGGAGUUUACAAAGCAAGCCAGUGGCUACGAUUACGGGAUCCUAAAAAAGCUUAACCCAAGAGCAAGAAAGACAAAAAAAAAAAAAAACGGAAGAAAGGAACUGAAAUUCAAGGCUCAAGUACCUACUUUAGCUUUGCUGAUCGUAGAAGCAUUCGUUGGAUGCCGGAAUUCAAUCCGUGGAGAAAAACACAAUGGAUUAUUUGGGAAUUGAUUUCAGCUGCGCCAUCGGAUCUCUGCGACACGGCAAGUUCCCGGAGAAAGACUGCUUACUUCCCCUCAUCUCCAAACUCCUCGGCUAUUGCAUCGUCGCAGCAUCCACCACCGUUAAACUCCCCCAGAUACUAAAGAUUUUGAGGCAUAGAAGUGUUAGAGGGCUCAGUGUUGUGGCCUUUGAGCUUGAAGUGGUUGGUUAUACCAUUGCCUUGGCAUAUUGCCUUCACAAAGGACUGCCCUUUUCAGCAUAU